AUGUCGAUGUAUCGCAAUGCCAAGAAGCUGUCCAAGGGUGCGCUGGCGGAUGAGCUUGGCGACACGUCAGAGUCAGAAGAGGAGGAAUUGUCAGAGGAGGAGGAUGAGGAUGAGGAGGAGGAGGAGGACAACGAUGAUGACGAGGACGAGGACGAGGACGAGGACGAGGACGAGGACGAGGACGAGGACGAGGAGAACAUUAAAUCGCAGAAAGGAAAGAAGGCCAAAGUUGGAACUUCCAAACAGGGGAAACAGCAGGGAUCAUCUGACUCUGACGAGAACGGAAAAGAAGAUAGUGAUGAUGAAGGGGAUGAGGAUGCAGAGCCCGGCGAUUCUACCACCAAGUUUCCGAUUACAUGUACUCUCUGCAACCGAACGUUGAAGGACGAGGAGCAACUGAACGUACACCUUGCAAGCAAGAAGCACCUGAAGAAGACUAGACAGCAUGAGCUCAACGAAAAGAAAGCUUCGAGGACACCUGAGGCCAUAGCCCACCUGAAGGAGAAGAACCAGCGGAAAAAGGAACGACGUCUUGCCAGGAAGAAGGAGGAGCGCGAGAAGAAAGGUCACGUAUGGGGUCAGCACAAAUAUCCCCUAAAGAAGGACAGAGAAAACAAGCAGCAAAACCCUCAAACGCCUCAGGCUGAGAAGGAUGGAAAGGGCGAGAAGUCAACAGGCAAGAAAGCGCAUGUGAGUAAAGGAGAAGCAAGGAGUGAGAAGAAGGAUGAAGAUGACAAGGACAGAAACGGCGGGAGAACAGUUGGCAAAACGAGCGAAAAGACAAUGACCAGCAACAAGGCAGGCAAGAAGAAUAAUGGAAGUUCCGAGCCAACGAGCACUAAAGGAUCGGCAACGCAAGGUAAAUCAAAAACGCCAGAAGUAAAAAGGAAGGAGGCGCCAAAGACAGCGCCCAGGAGCGUUCCGAGCAAGAAGAUGAGGAGAGAGUGA
Messenger RNA from Guillardia theta CCMP2712, 948 nucleotides. RefSeq lists its product as hypothetical. NCBI's taxonomy places the organism in Eukaryota, Cryptophyceae, Pyrenomonadales, Geminigeraceae. Gene Ontology annotation, molecular function: zinc ion binding; nucleic acid binding. The transcript has a single exon. The record is from RefSeq and is a predicted model, not a curated record. The coding region runs from base 1 to 948 and encodes 315 amino acids.